AUGGGAGACAAGGAUCUGCCACAGGUGCUGAAGCGCUGGAUUGUGGAGGAGCUGGAGCUGCCGGCCCGUGACCUGCCUCCGGACAGCUACUUCAGGACGUUGUGUCUGGGUCAGGGUGCUGACAUCUGGAAAUACAUCACUCGGCACGUUUACAAUGAGGGGGCGCGGCGCCGGGCGCUGACCCGGGAGAUCGAGGAGCUGCGGGCAGAGCUGGUGGAGCUGGACGCCCAGAUCGAGCAGUCGCAGGCGGAGCUGUGCAGUGACGACAGGGCUGUGGGUCAGUGCUGGGACCACUGCUCGGAGGCCAGGCGCAGGAGGGUCCUGCUCCAGGCGAUGGGAGUGCGCUGUGCCCAGGAGCGCCACUCUCUGUGGCAGGAUCGCCGGCGGAUCAGUGGGCACUGCCAGGCCCUGGCGGAGCUGGCCAGGAAAGCAGAAGUGGAGCUGGUUUUUGGGGAUCCCUCUGACAGCAGCACAGAUUCUCUGGGGUCCACAGGCCCUGAGCCCCAAGCUCUACGUGAGGUGAGAGAGCUGUGUGAGGACAGGCUGCAGUUCUUCUGGACCCUGCUGGAGAGCGAGCUGAAGGCUGCCCCCUUGAGUGGUGUACAUCUGUCUCAGGAGGAGCGCAGUGCUGUGUUUCAGCGUUGGCUCAGCUCAGUGGAGGACCUGAUGCGCACCCACCCUCCCAGCCACCUGCUCGCCGCCCUGCAGCACCUGGCCUCCCGGCAGCAGGGGGCGCUGCAGGAGAAGCUGGAGCAGCUCGACCUGUCGCGGGACGUGGCGGCUCUCGGGUUCCGCUACGAGAGUGACCACCUGCUGGACCUCUCCAAGGAGACGGCGGCGCCGCUGCCUUCGGUCAGGCUGCUCCUGCAGGAGGCCUGGGAGACGGUGGAGAGGUGCCAGGUCCAGCUGGCGGCGAUGCGGGCGCAGGACAGGCAGCAGAGCGCCCUGCUGCAGGCCAGGAAGAGCGAGGCUUUCCAGGCCGCGUGCGCCGGCGACGCCCAGGUCGAGCCCCUGCUCAGGGCGGCGCUGGAGCUGGAGCUGCAGCUGGCCAUGGAGACGGCGCUCCGGGACUCCCUGCAGCGCCAGGGCGAGGCGCUGGAGCAGGGCGCCCGCAGCCGCAAGGAGGCCCUCCUCGCCCUCCAGGCCAAGCGGCAGAACAUCAUGGACUUCCGGCAGCUGGUGGACAGGAAGCAGGAACAGAUCCGCAGUCUCAUCAAGGGAAAUUCCACAGCCAAGUCUGAGCUCUCCAGGGUCCACGCCGAGGUCCGCCGGUUCGUGCAGGAGAAGCUGCAGCGCCACCAGGGGGCCGUGGAGCGGGAGGCGGGGGCUCUGCACAGCGCCGUGUCCCAGGAGGUGCGGCAGGCGGCCGGAGUGUCCCUGGACGAGCUGGACCGCCGGCUGCUGGACGGUGUGCAGAGAGUUCCCGCUCGCAAGCUGUCCGUCCACCGCCUGGACUGCCCUGCCCUGCGCCGCGUGAGCGACGGCCUGGGCUUCGCGCUGUACAAGGCCCCAGAGCAGCUGAUGCCCCUGGCAGUCUCCAUGCAGCUGGAGCUGCGUUUCCUGCGCAGGCUGCUGCAGCUGCACACCACCUGCAUGCAGCACCGGGAUCAGCAGGUGGCACUGCUGCCAGCCCAGGACAUGGAAGCCAUGCUGCAGCGCGUGCGGACGGAGGACCAGGCGCGCGUGCGGGACCUCCUGCCCCGGGUGCGUCUGCUGUCCCAGCGCAGUGCGCAGUGUCUGGGGUACGGGGCAGAGGUCAAGAGGGCCAUCUCACACUGGUGGGAGCAGCCUGGCCAGUUCGUCCUGCCUGACCAGCGCAGAGGUGGGCUGACCCUGCAGCAGUGGCUGGAGAGGUGGAGGCUGGCAGCCAAGGGGCUGCAGUGAGGAGCCGCCGGCACUGAGCUGAGGAGCUGAGCAGACACGCAGGCGAUUGGCCUGUUCACACAGCUGCCCCUGGCAGUGCAGAGUCCCGAGACCUGCCCCCACACAGUCUGCAGCCAUGGGCACUGCUGGCCGGAGAGGCCUGUGAGUCUGUGAUGGCUGACUGGUGUACUUGUCAGCAGGUUGGUCAUGCUGACCAAUUUCUCCCUUCAGGUUUUUCUUCUUGUGUGUGCGUGGGUGGGUGUGAGUUUGCAUGAGAUCUGCCUGCUGCUGCAGCACUUGCUGUACCCAGCUGUGUGAACAGGCCUGGUGGCACUGGGCUGUGUGAAACCCAAGGCCCGACCUCCUGGUCCCACUACUUCAGAUCCCAGGAAGGUCCUGAAGGAUAUUUCCUGUUAUCCUCACUCUCGGUUUUGUAAUAGAUCCCACAGCCCAUCUGAAUCAAAGCCUGUGGUAUUUUUCCCUAAAAUAAAGUAGUUUGUAAUUGU
Lepisosteus oculatus (spotted gar) is the source of this 2369-nucleotide messenger RNA. Lineage: Eukaryota; Metazoa; Chordata; Actinopteri; Semionotiformes; Lepisosteidae. The record is from RefSeq and is a predicted model, not a curated record.